Messenger RNA from Chaetomium strumarium, 3344 nucleotides. RefSeq lists its product as uncharacterized. Gene Ontology annotation, biological process: peptidyl-serine phosphorylation. The record is from RefSeq and is a predicted model, not a curated record. Bases 197 to 3076 code for a protein of 959 amino acids. The transcript has 2 exons. Gene Ontology annotation, molecular function: protein serine/threonine kinase activity; ATP binding. Lineage: Eukaryota; Fungi; Ascomycota; Sordariomycetes; Sordariales; Chaetomiaceae.
UACGGCGAGGAACCAAACGGGACAGAAAGGGAAGUAGGAGGACCAGGUCAUACGGCAGCACCGUGUCGUCGAGCUCACCCACCUGUCCGAGUAUCUAUCUAACCGUUCAGUGCCGCGUGCGACUUGUCAGCAAAUUCCUCAAACUCCUCGUUCCCCCUUGACAUCGGACCGGGUACCGGGACAGCAUCACUCCCGGAUGAGCCCCAUGGCUCAAGCGCAUGCGAGUGUCGCCGGUAGAUCGUCGCCUUCUCUGACAGACACCAACAACGACCAGAUGCAAGGUCUAUGGCGGAGGUUCUUAGGGUGGGAUAAAGAUCAUGGGACCGACGGGCCAACAGAACCAACGGAGAAAAGCCAGGACGUUGAGCAACACAAUGACGACAAAGACGGCCUUGUUCGACGUGGAGGCUCCCGGAAAGUGGUACCGGGCUUACCGAGGACACAAACCUUUAAGAGGCAGUGUUCCGAGGUACGCAGCAAACUGGAACCCGUCCGCCCAACACCCGCCGAGCGAAGAGCUGUUUCCAUGGACAGACGCACAAACCCCUCCAUUAGUACUCUCGACCACCCUAGUCCUCGAGCCAGCGCUUCCGACUUCCUCAGCCAGAACCUCAGCGCUGUGCCGUCUCCGCCCCUGUUGCCGAUGAAACGGCUCGAACGGAUUCAAGGGAUCAUGGGGUAUCCGGAUUACUUCGAUCUUGACAGGGACUCUGUGGAUGGUGCCCUCCCUCGCAAUGGUCAUGCUUUGUCUGGGAUUGACGUCCGGUCCAUGACCACGUCACAAUACGAGGCUUUGAUAGACAGUGAGCUGGAGCGCAAGUGGAUCCUCAACCUCUCCAUGCACUUCCGGGACAAAUCCAAACGUGAGAAAUUCUUCGUUACCUACCGCCAGCACGAACACCACUGGCGGCGUGUCACCAUCUCGCUCGAUUACCGCAACGCGCCGGCAGACUCUUUGGAAGCUGAACUGUCGCACAUGGAAUAUCAGCGCGACAAGAGCGCCAAGAUCUACGAGGCUAUCCGGGAAAGCCUGAACGAGAUCGAUUUCUACCCGACCGUCACUAAUCUCAAACUGGAAACGAAGGAUGGGAGGCUACACGUCCACGUCGUCGAGGAUGUCAAUGAAAUCAUCCACUACCCCUCGACCAGCGUGGUCGAGCAUGUGAAUUGUAGACGCGUAAAGGAGCGCGAGAUUCACUUUGACUCGCACAUAUCUGGAUUCGUUUACAAGGUCCGAGUCCACGGCAGGCUACUGAUCAAGAAAGAGAUCCCAGGCCCGGAGACAGUGGACGAGUUCCUCUACGAGAUCAACGCGCUUAACCAACUGUGUUACGCAAAGAACGUCAUCCAGUUCUACGGCGUCGUCGUCGACGACAGGGAGCAGAACGUUACCGGUCUGUUGAUCAGUUAUGCUGCUCGGGGCGCGCUGAUCGAUGUUAUCUAUGACAAUGAUCACACCAUUCCCUGGCCAACCCGGGAGAAGUGGGCUCGCCAGAUUGUCGCCGGCUUAUCCGAGAUCCACGAGGCCGGCUUUGUCCAGGGUGAUUUCACGUUAUCCAACAUUGUCAUCGACGAGAAUGACGACGCGAAGAUCAUCGACAUCAAUCGCCGGGGCUGUCCCAUCGGCUGGGAACCGCCGGAAGCCACACCACUUGUGGAGAGCGGCCAACGAAUCACCAUGUACAUCGGCGUCAAGUCUGACCUCUACCAGCUGGGAAUGGUUCUUUGGGCGUUGGCAACCCAGGAAGAUGAACCGGAGAAAUACAGUCGUCCCCUCAGAUUCGACCGCGUUAUCCAAGUGCCGGAAUGGUACAGGCGCAUUGUGGACACCUGUCUGAGCUCCAGUCCGCGAAACCGCCUCCAGGCCAUCCAACUGCUGCGGUGGUUUCCGGAUCGGGAGGAAGGCAGCCGACAUGGUCCCAUCAACGGAUCAUCGGUAUCCAUCAACGGCGACCGCAAUCCCGGCCAUGGUUGCCUAUCUCCCGACGGGAUUCCGCGGGUCAAGACAGUCCCACCUCCAAGUGACUGGGCGUAUGUAGGGUUGGAAAAUCAUCAACUAACUGACGAGCCGUUCUACUACCCGAGCAGGGGCAGAUCUCCACCGUCGCCAAUGCCGAGCAAUCAGGGAGAUUACGGUCAAGCACGGUACGGACAGCGGUUUUACAGCUGGUCGGAUACGUAUAACCAUGUGCCAACCGUGCCUUCUGUUAGCGAUGUUCUUUCUCGAGCCCCAACAGAGGGGCCCGGGCCAAAACUGGCAGGAAGCGAGGAAAUGCUGGAGACAUACGCAGAUGUGCCACAUCGGUGCAAAGCGACCGCGAUGCAAGCAAGCGGGGACGAUGAUAUUCCGGUUGAGCGAGGGCGGUCACCCGCUGGGAAGCCCCGAUACGUCGGGGAGCGGGAACGGGUCAAGGAUGACGUGGAAAACGACGACUCAGUCCCGACAGCAACGGAGUAUACGCCGCCGAACCACGGACGGUUAGCAGAGCGACCCAAGCUGGGAAGCGAUGGCGGGAACAGGAGUCGAGAGUCAGUGAACCGUGGGAGCACAGGACGGCUGUCACAUGCAGACAGUGGCAAGGACGUCACGGAGGUGGCGGGCUCGCCGACUGGGAAAGGGAUACGAAUUGCGCGCGGCGAACUGCGAUCUGUUUCCCAAGGGAGCAGCAGCAGUUUAUCCCCGUCGCGUGCCCAUUACGAGCGGCCCAUCACCACACACGAGGCAGCUACUACACACCCAAGCGCAACCGACGAGCCGGUCCGUGGGCGUUCCCGCUUUCGCGAUGGUGAUGCCGAUGCUUUUCAGUCUCGUCCGUUAUCAGCCGCCUCAAAUCCACUUGCCGGCUUCAGGCAACCUGACAAUGAUUGCCUGGCGGGGAUCGGUUCGGCAUAUGACUUUGCGGUGAAACCCUCCGCAGCACACGGGAACGAUGCUGAUGAGAAACGGCAUGCCGACAUGAUGAUACUGGAAGUUGAUGAUGAUUUGGAUUUGGACGACAGCCAGAGUUUGAGGAAUCCUUUAUCCACGACGGACACGAAGGUUCAGUCGAGUGACGACAGACACAUACGGCGAUGAUUUUUCUCUCUAUGUGGCAAUGUUUAAUUGUCUUUUACUUUUGUUUCUCUCUUAAGGUGUGACACGACGAUGCAUUGGAUUAGUUGGUUGUUGGGUAUACAGCAAUAGGAGGGCGCAAGCGAGGAACUACUAGGGAACUUCGAGUCGCUUUAAGCCGGCUGGGGUUUGGUUGUGGUGGUGGCGACGGCGGCGGAAAUCUGCAUGAUUGAUGACUUUUGCUUUGCUUUACUUUGCUACUCUGGUGCCUUCCCUUGAUAUUCUUCGUUUC